Messenger RNA from Moneuplotes crassus, 1660 nucleotides. The record is from the annotation of a GenBank genome assembly. NCBI's taxonomy places the organism in Eukaryota, Ciliophora, Spirotrichea, Euplotida, Euplotidae.
UUUCAAACAAAUAAAUGUUGACCUCAAGAACCAAACUCAAAAAUCGAGCAGUGUUCUGUAAAUCACACAGUAAAUCUAUAAAUCUUGACUUGAAGAAAGAAUCAUCAUUUAUAAGAAGACGGCACUUGAAAACAACAAUUAGACAGUUUGACCCCAAAGGAAGUCUGUCUCUAAAAAAACUUAAAUAAGGUAGAUGAAGAGCCUGAGUCAGUUCCUGGGAUCAUUGAUAAACUUUCCGGCACUCCUCUAAAAGAGCAGAGGGGUAUUCCUCUGACUAAAUCAAAAUCUCGCAUAGAGAAGGAGGUUAAAAUUUAUAAAAUGGCAAAGAGAUUACCUAAUUUUAUCUCUAGCUCAGAUGAAGAAUCACCUGAAGAGGAUGAACAAGAUAAGACAUUUAAAUCACUCCAGAGAAUGUUCCAGGAGAAAGCCCAAACUAACUGGAAAUAAGAUCUCAGACUUCAUUCUCUUACAGAGUAAAUAAAGAUUUAAGAAGCAAACUCAAGAUUAUUAAUCAGAGGCUUUACACAGAUCAAAAGCAACUUAGCAAAUUGGCAAUGAGGAAUAAAGGCAAAAAUCUCAACCCUGGCUUUGAAAAAUCCAACUUAUUAGUAUCAAAUUUGCAAAAUUCUCAAGAGUUUGAAGAGUCGGAUCCAGAAAGUGAUUUUUCUGUCUUUCCUCAGGCGAGGCAUCAAUCACUGAUCUUUAAGAGAAAUCCUAAGGAAUCAAAACAUAGGAAAAGAUGAACAUUUAGGAAUCUUCAUCCAGUGCUACCUCUUCAUCGUCGGCAUCAGUUCGUUGGCAAAGAAUCUCCCAGAAAAGUAAAGACUCGGCGAUUUAAAUAGGAGAUCGACUAAAAUAGAGAUAAAAAACUCCUCAUUGCAUACUUCAGAAAGGAAUGGGAGAGAAGAAACAUAUGAAUUGAUAAGAACUUUUAAUAUCGAAAGAAUAGUACCUUAGAUUCGACCAAAGUUGGAUGAGAAAUUUGGAUAGCUGAGGGACCAAGUGAUGCUUUGUCGAUAUUAUGAGGAAUUUGAUACUUGGAAUUAUGGCACAUCCCAGUCUGGUAGUUUAACUUUGCACAGUGUGUUAUAAUAUAUUUGUGCAUCAUAAGCAACCUUAAUUUUUUAAGCAGGUCUAUUGUUAAUCUAUAAUUUCUAUAUAAACAAUCUUUGGUUUUCCUUCAGGUUCUAAAAACUCAUAGAACACGUUGCAUCAGCCACAUAUCCAGAUCAGAAACAAUCUGUUGAUCUCAAACUUCUCCAAAAGGAACUUCUCAAUGGACCAAGCUUCGAAUUCUCAAGAAGCUAAAAUAUUCUCAGGUACUGAGGAAAUUGCAGAAGAAGGCAAAGUUUGAACAAAAUUCGAUGCAAAAAACUCACAUGACCAAGAGUGUCAAUAGUUCUUUCAGAAAAGAUUUACAAAGUACUCAUACAUCAAUAUUCAGUUCAAAUUAUUCAAUAAUGAGUCAUUCAAAAUUCCACAGAAAAAGCAAGGCUUCAAAUAACUCUAAGCAACCAAAGAAAAAUGUUCAGAACUACUUUAGACGUUCCUUGAUCUCAUUCAGCUGCCAUAAUAAACAGAAACAGAAGAUCUCCCAGGUCAAGAAGAUACUCCAGAUUAAAUAAGAUGAAUAAGCCUAUAUAUUGGUGAUUCAAUUCUG